AAACAAAAACAAGGGAUUUGGUUCCGCCUCCGCUGUGGAGGCGACGGUGCCCGCAGAGGGCCGGGGCAUUAAGGGCCGGCACUGCGUCCCGGCCGGAGGGUGGGCGCACGGGAAGCGGGAUGAAGCUCCGGCUGUGAGGCCGAGGCGGAGGUGGCUGUGGCUGUGGCAGUGGCAGUGGGGGGGAAGGGUCCGAUGCCGGUCCGGGGACACAGCUGAGGCGGCGGGUGCCCGACCUCCGGAGACAGGUUCGGACGUCCCCGCCGCGCCAGUCCUCACCGGACCGUGACGCCGCGGGCCGGUGGAGGCUACUCUCCGGCACGGGGCUCGCUGGGGUGGUGCUUCCUGGAUUGACAGCCCCAGGACUCCGCACAGUUGAGGAACCUGGCAUCAGUGGAUGGACGUGUGAUGUCCAGGCACGGGGUGGGCUGGACUUCUGUCCCCCAACUGGGUGGGCCACGCCACUCCAUCACUCUCUCGGAUCGGUGUUUUGCCACUCGGGUGGAGCGGGGGUAGACUCUGCCGAAGCGGUUGGAGAAGGCUUGGGGGCUGAACUCCAGCGAGAGGGGCUUCAGGAGCUGGGCUCCCCGGGCGAGGCGGGGCUCGAGAGUCUCCUCCCUCCGGUUCUUUGUUCAGUCGCGAGACUUUCUCUCCCCUCCCCCUUAUUGUGUAAAGCGCCCACUCCCAAGACCCGCUGCCUUAGGUGCCCCGGUGCUUUCUGCAGACAGAAGCCCCUCCCCACCCCCCCACGGCUUCAGGUGGGGCGGACCUUCCGGACCCCGCUGCCCCUGGACAGUUUCCGGUUUGGGAAACCGCGGGGAGUCUGGGGCUGGCCGGUUUGACCCAGCGCUGGCCGGCGGACGAGAGCGCGGCCCCUCCUCCUGCCACACCUCCCUGGCGGUGGGGGAGGUUUGCGCUGGGGUUCUGGAGGACGUGACUGAUCCCCUCAUCCGCUCCUAGCCAGGGGUGUGCCGGGGCGUCUCUCGCUUGAGAUGAAGGAUUUAGGGGCAGAAUAUUUGGCGGGUCGUGAAAGGGUCCAGCUCUUCGGAUUGUUGAACUUCUAUCUAGAACAGGAACAGAGAUUCCAACCUCGAGAAAAAGGGCUGAGCUUGAUCGAGGCUACACCGGAGGAUGACAACACUUUGUGUCCAAGAUUGAGAAAUGCCAAAGUAGAAGAUUUAAGGAGUUUAACCAACUUUUUUGGAUCUUGCACUGAAACUUUUGUCCUGGCUGUCAAUAUUUUGGACAGAUUCUUGGCUCUUAUGAAGGUGAAACCUAAACAUUUGUCUUGCAUUGGAGUCUGUUGUUUUUUGCUGGCUGCUAGAAUAGUUGAAGAAGAAUGCAACAUUCCCUCCACUCAUGAUGUAAUCCGGAUCAGUCAGUGUAAAUGUACUGCUUCUGACAUAAAACGGAUGGAAAAAAUAAUUUCAGAAAAAUUGCACUACGAAUUGGAAGCUACUACUGCCUUAAACUUUUUGCACUUAUACCAUACUAUCAUACUGGGUCAUACAUCAGAAAGGAAAGAAAUACUGAGUCUAGAUAAAUUAGAAGCUCAGCUGAAAGCUUGCAACUGCCGACUUACCUUUUCAAAAGCAAAACCUUCUGUGUUAGCUUUGUGCCUUCUCAAUUUGGAAGUGGAAACUUUGAAAUCCAUUGAAUUACUGGAAAUUCUUUUGCUUGUUAAAAAACAUUCCAAGGUUAAUGACACCGAGUUUAUUUAUUGGAGGGAGUUGGUUUCUAAAUGCUUAGCCGAAUAUUCUUCUCCUGAAUGUUGCAAACCAGAUCUUAAGAAAUUGGUUUGGAUUGUUUCAAGGCGCACAGCCCAGAACCUCCACAACAGCUACUAUAGUGUUCCUGAGCUGCCAACAAUACCAGAAGGCAGUUGUUUUGAUGAAAGUGAAAGUGAGGACUCUUGUGAAGAUAUGAGUUGUGAAGAGAGUCUCAGCAACUCUCCUUCCAGUGAUCAAGAGUGCACUUUCUUUUUCAACUUCAAAGUGGCACAGACACUAUGCUUUCCAUCUUAGAAAUCUAAUUGUUCUGUGUCAGAAUUUAAAGUGUGUACAGGUUUCAAAGCAAUAAAUGGGGGAGUAGGUAGUUUCUUGGUCCAUCCCCCAUCUAGGCAGAAAUUGCAUAGACUGGAAUACCUACCUUCUAUUUAUUAUUCAGAUCAGAUCUGGCCUAUUUUCAUAUUUAAUCCUAAGCCAUCAAAUGGGUUAGUGCCUCGUAAGCAAUUAACAAUGUUUCACACAUUGGCACUUUAUUUUUCUCAUUGAUCUUUAGCUACUUGGGGGAGGAGGGAAGGUGCUUAUACCUUCAAUUUACUACUUUUCAAGAAGAUUUUUAAAGAUGAAUAGUGCAGCUUAUCUUAAACUUUUUAUAAAGCCUUCACGUGUCUUUCUUUAAACAGAUUGGGAGCGUAAAGUGCUUCCUCAGCAGGGACAUUGGAUAAUCCUUUAAUGGUUUGUCAUAGAUCUCCCCUACUCUCCAUUCUCAGAACAGAGAAUAUACUCUUAAAUGUCAGACAUUCUUUUUGUUGCUUUAUUGUUGUUUCCUAUAUGAUCACUCUCUGAUGCAGACUCUAUAAACUUAGGAAUUAUUAAUAGUGACAUUUCUGUGAGGUUUAGUAUAUAAUGUGUUGAGGUUUUUGCUAAAGCAGAAAUCAUUGACAGGCUAGGAUUGUUAGAUAGUUGCAUUUCUAAUGCUUAAGUAUUGUCAGACUAUAGUAUUAUUUUAAUGUUAUUAAAACAAUCCAUAAUCUAUUAGUUAUGCCUACACCUGUAUGAGAGCGGUGCAGGCAGUUGGAGAGAAAUAGGUAACUGUGGAAUGGUAAAUGUUGAUCUUAGUAACAUAUUUUAUUUUGUUUUUUUAUAUUAAAAAAAGUCUGCAUGAUUAUGUUUUAUUCCCUUUGUAAUUCACAUUUCAAGAUUAUUGGUAUUAGUAUAUGUGUGCCAAGACUGAACAUGAAGUAAGAAAAAAAAGGAAGUGUUUGUAGUAUUCUAGUUUUCAGCAUAUGUGUGGUUGGUACAGCCAUGAGAAUAGGGAUUUACAACUCUGUACACUUGAGAUUUUGUACAGAGAAUUUUUUUUAAGUUUAUAAAUUGUAUAUGAAAAUGUAAAUCUUUUAAAAUGUACAUAAAAAUACUGUAUUUUUUUACCUUGUGUGUGGUAGUUUAGUCAUUGCAUGUAAAUAUAAUUUAUUGUGUAUUCUGUAUUAUAAACGAUACCUUGAUGACUUUUUAAAUGGUAAGUCAGCAUCCACUGGAUGUUUUCUGAAGUGGAUCUUUUUGAAGUAAUGAUAGAUUACAAUUCAAAAUAAAAAUAUUAAUGAAUUAUA
This is a messenger RNA of Suricata suricatta (meerkat), 3331 nucleotides long. It is a transcript of the gene CCNG2, whose product is annotated as cyclin G2. The coding region runs from base 990 to 2021 and encodes 343 amino acids. The record is from RefSeq and is a predicted model, not a curated record. The transcript has 9 exons. NCBI's taxonomy places the organism in Eukaryota, Metazoa, Chordata, Mammalia, Carnivora, Herpestidae. Gene Ontology annotation, cellular component: cytoplasm; cyclin-dependent protein kinase holoenzyme complex; nucleus. Gene Ontology annotation, molecular function: cyclin-dependent protein serine/threonine kinase regulator activity. Gene Ontology annotation, biological process: regulation of cyclin-dependent protein serine/threonine kinase activity; mitotic cell cycle phase transition.